CAUAUUUCCAGAGGUCUGGUAUUUAAAUCAGCUGCAGUGAAGAAGCCGGGGAACCUGUGGUCGUCUGAGAUUGUACAGAGCAGUAGGCAUAGCGUCUUAAUUAUACAUUUUUUUAAAUUUAUUAUAGUCAUUUACGUUUUUAAAGUUUUAAGUACACAAUUCGAGGGGUCAUAGUCGAAGGACACGUUUAUUCCUGUAGUAUUUCGAAUGUAAGAAGAUAUGCUGUAAAUAUGACUUCUACUCGGAUUCCUCUGCAGUUUGAAUGAAAUCUUGGGUUGUGCUUUUAAUUCUCUAUGUGUAACAUUUUUACAGGAGACAGUGCGAGAUCAUCUCAAGAUAAAGCUGAAUGCAUUUUGGCGAUCUCGGCCUUUAAAGCAAAAAGCGGAUUGUGGUUACCUGGAAAGAGAGGACGCUGUCAAUGAAGAAAUUUUGAUGGCGAAGUAUGUUCUGAUUAAAUACUAACACAUUUGAAAAGCUUUUAAGAACGCCAUCUGAAAAACAAUUGCAAAGGAAGUAUCUUUUUCUUUAAAGUGGGGGAACACUACGCAAUUUAGUAACCACGCUGCGUGUUUUCAAAGAACACUCCAAUUCUUUAAAUUGCAUAGAUUACUGAUAGUGUAAAGUUAUCGAUUACCGAAUUGCAUCAUGUUCAGCUGGUUGGGUAAUGAUGACAGGAGGAAGAAGGACCCUGAAGUGUUUCAGACCGUGAGCGAGGGGCUGAAGAAGCUGUACAAGACGAAGCUGUUGCCCCUGGAAGAGCACUACAAAUUUCACGAGUUCCAUUCGCCGGCGCUGGAGGAUGCCGAUUUUGACAACAAACCAAUGAUACUGCUGGUGGGACAGUACUCCACUGGGAAGACCAGCUUCAUUCGGUACCUCUUGGAGCAGGACUUCCCUGGCAUGCGAAUUGGCCCGGAGCCCACAACCGACUCCUUUAUUGCGGUAAUGCAUGGUGACGUGGAAGGGCUGAUCCCUGGAAACGCGCUGGUGGUGGAUCCGAAGAAGCCUUUCAGAAAGCUCAAUGCAUUCGGCAAUGCUUUUCUCAAUAGGUUUGUAUGCGCACAGCUACCCAACCGUGUUCUGGAGAGCAUCAGUGUGAUUGACACUCCAGGAAUUCUGUCAGGGGAGAAGCAGAGGAUCAGCAGGGGCUAUGACUUUGCUGCAGUGCUGGAGUGGUUCGCCGAGAGGGUGGACCGCAUCAUCCUGCUGUUCGACGCCCACAAGCUGGACAUCUCUGAUGAGUUCUCCGAGGUCAUCAAGGCUCUGAAGAACCAUGAGGACAAAAUCCGCGUGGUUCUGAACAAGGCUGACCAAAUCGAAACCCAGCAGCUGAUGCGGGUCUAUGGCGCCCUCAUGUGGUCGCUGGGCAAGAUUGUCAACACCCCCGAAGUCAUCCGCGUCUACAUUGGCUCCUUCUGGUCCCACCCGCUGCUCAUCCCAGACAACCGCAAGCUGUUUGAAGCAGAGGAGCAGGACCUGUUCAAGGACAUCCAGUCCUUGCCCAGAAAUGCUGCUUUGAGGAAGCUCAAUGACCUUAUCAAGAGGGCACGGCUGGCAAAGGUCCAUGCUUACAUAAUCAGCUCCUUGAAGAAAGAGAUGCCUGCUGUCUUUGGAAAAGAAAACAAGAAGAAGGAGUUGAUAAACAGUUUGGGGGAAAUCUACGGGCGAAUUGAGAGGGAACAUCAGAUUUCUCCAGGGGAUUUCCCUAACCUAAAGAAAAUGCAGGAUCAGCUACAAGCCCAUGACCUGACCAAGUUUCAGCCACUGAAGGCAAAACUGCUGGACACUGUAGAUGACAUGUUGGCCAACGACAUUGCUCAGCUCAUGGUGCUGGUAAGGCAGGAGGAGACCCAGAAACCCAACCAGGUGGUCAAGGGAGGUGCCUUCGACGGCACGCUCAACGGGCCUUUUGGUCAUGGCUAUGGCGAGGGAGCAGGCGAAGGCAUCGAUGAGGUGGAGUGGGUGGUGAUCCGAGACAAACCCAUGUAUGACGAAAUCUUCUACACUCUUUCCCCCGUCAAUGGGAAAGUCACUGGCGCCAAUGCCAAGAGAGAGAUGGUGAAGUCUAAGCUACCCAACACUGUACUGGGGAAGAUUUGGAAACUGUCUGACAUUGACAAAGAUGGCAUGCUGGAUGAUGAGGAGUUUGCCCUGGCGAACCACCUUAUCAAGGUCAAACUGGAAGGCCAUGAGCUACCCAGUGAGCUCCCUCCACACCUAGUCCCUCCUUCCAAGAGGAAAAUUGCUGAAUAAAUGAGGGUGCAAAUAAUAAUGGGAAGUAGAAUGUAGGCUUCAGAAACUUAACAAAAAGGAGCACAGUUUUCAGACCCUUUGGUCAGCCAGUGAAAGCAGGGAUAAAAUUGCUUCCUUGCUGCAACUUUUUUGUUUCUUAAAUUGAAUGAAUCUUAAUCAUGAGAGUGUGGUGAGGAGAAAUUUAGGUUUAGAUCCCCUUUGUUACCAUGCUUUAGAGAGGGUCUGGUUCACCAAUCUAUAUACACAUGGAUUGCUAAAAGCAGUCUUCCUAUUAGCCUACUCUUGUGGGUGUUAAAAGGAAAAGAGUUGUUGGGUAAGACUGAUACGAAAUGAAAUUGCCAUCUUUUUUUCUUCUUUGAGUCUAAACUUAGAAGAAUAUUAUUUGGCUUUUCAGGACCCUAGGCAUGCUUUGUAAGGGAAAAUGUCUUAAUUCUUUAGACUUGUUCCUCUUUGUACAGAUACACAUACUGUAACUCUAGAUCAUAAUAUAUUCAUAUAUUGUAUCUGAUGACCUUGUAGAAGUAGGUGUAGAGAUCUUCUUUCUUCUUGCAAACAGGCAGCAUCAAAACUUAAAUGCAAGCCCUUCAUAGCCUGACCGAGAGACUGUUAAAUUAGGUAACUGAAGUUUUUUUCUUGUGUUGGCAGUUGAGAGGUCUUUUAAGUGCUUAGUGUUUAAAAUUAGAAGUAGUAUCCCUGUCUACUUACUAUACAUGAAUAAAUAUUUAUCUUAUUACAGCUACCUAGAGUACUUUGUAGGAUGUAUUUAAAUGUCUGCUGAAUGGAAAACGGACACUUUUUUGGGGAAAUCUGAAAUCUGGGAAAUGUUUCUAUGAAAAGAUGGUGCAGAAUAAGUUGUGACAUACCUCUGUUGUUAGCUAUCUUAAAAUAAUGUGUGCUUCUAUGGUAGAAUAGUUUUCUCCAGGUUGACACUAUGCUCUUGCUUAUACAUUUUGGAGAUGCUGAGUCUGGUAGUGCUUAGAGAAUAGUUGUUACAAUGAGGAAAAUAUUACUCCAGUAACAGGUCAGAUAACAGCCUGCUGUUUAUUAUUUUCACUAUUUAUAACAGAUUUCUUUUAUUUAUGUAGUGUGGCCUUUUAGCGCAGAAAUUAGCACACUGAUGGAGAUUUUCCUUUGUGUCAAAUAGAGGUUUCCCACAACGAUUUGAAAGGAGGCUAUAAUUAAUUAAGCAGUUCUAUCCCGACAGAGCGUAAUUAAAUUAUUAGACUGGAUGAGAGGUGUGUAGUGUGCCUUCAAUCAAGCAAUGAAAUAACUCUGCAAUGUGUGAGCCCUAGAGCAUCCCGACGCUGUUCAUAUCACACUGACACAUGCCUUGCUGAUUUGUUGCUUAUUAUAA
Messenger RNA from Lepisosteus oculatus (spotted gar), 3607 nucleotides. RefSeq names its product EH-domain containing 3 (gene ehd3). The record is from RefSeq and is a predicted model, not a curated record. Gene Ontology annotation, molecular function: calcium ion binding; protein binding; GTP binding. Gene Ontology annotation, cellular component: plasma membrane; cytoplasm. NCBI's taxonomy places the organism in Eukaryota, Metazoa, Chordata, Actinopteri, Semionotiformes, Lepisosteidae. Gene Ontology annotation, biological process: endocytosis; endosomal transport.